This is a messenger RNA of Aspergillus oryzae RIB40, 720 nucleotides long. Its product is annotated as protein-L-isoaspartate O-methyltransferase. Gene Ontology annotation, biological process: protein modification process. The record is from RefSeq and is a predicted model, not a curated record. Lineage: Eukaryota; Fungi; Ascomycota; Eurotiomycetes; Eurotiales; Aspergillaceae. Bases 1 to 720 code for a protein of 239 amino acids. Gene Ontology annotation, cellular component: cytoplasm. Gene Ontology annotation, molecular function: protein-L-isoaspartate (D-aspartate) O-methyltransferase activity. The transcript is spliced from 2 exons.
AUGGCAUGGUAUUGCUCUGGCUCAACCAAUGCAGAAUUGGUUGAUAAUCUCUUCAAGGCGGGAUUGGUGAAGAAUGAAAGAGUUAAAAACGCUAUGUUGGGGGUUGACCGAGCCCAUUAUGCACCUUCGAGGCCUUACUCAGAUUCCCCACAACCUAUCGGGUAUGGUGCGACAAUCUCCGCUCCUCACAUGCACGUUCAUGCAUGCGAGUACCUCAUCGAUUUCCUCAGGCCGGGUUCACGGGUACUCGAUAUUGGCUCGGGUUCUGGAUAUCUGACCCAUGUCCUCGCAAACCUUGUUACAGAUCCCUCCAUACCUGAUGAAUUGGAUGGCCAUGUUAUUGGAAUUGACCAUAUACCAGAACUUGUUGACUUGGCUAACAAGAAUAUGCAUAAGUCGGACCAAGGGUGCAAAUUGUUAGAUACAGGAAAGGUGAAGUUUAUUACUGCUGACGGCCGUUUGGGAUGGCCAGAGGGAGCACCGUAUGAUGCUAUCCACGUUGGUGCAGCAGCAGAAAAGCUUCACCCGGUACUAAUCGCGCAACUCCAUGCCCCUGGCCGAAUGUUUAUCCCCGUUGACACGGAGUGUGACGGGAGUCCUCAUGGAUUUGGCGGCGGCCAAUAUAUUUGGGUAGUGGACAAGAGGGAGGACGGGUCAGUCCACAAAGAAAAGGUGUUCCAGGUUAGCUACGUUCCGCUGACCGACCCGCCAAAGAAGUAA